ACUUUGACAACUUGAAAUUAAUAAAUAAUUUAAAACACUUCAAUGACACACUGUGUGUACACUUAUUGCAAUAGAUUUUUGAUGACAAUUUUAUAGUUAAAAAUAUUGAAAUACAACAACGCAAUUUUUAAUAUAUUGAUACUUAACUAGACAUAGGAGUAUAGGCUUUUUGUGUACCCAAGUUCUAUAUUCCUUUCACUAUCAUUAUUUUGAUAUCAAUUAUUUGGCUGAUUUUCAUUGGUUGAUGAAUAAAAAAAUAAAUACUUAUCGGUGGCAUACUUCCCCACCAAAUAAUUUUCCUAUGUUAUCAUUCCAAUAUUCAAAUAUGAUAAGACCAUAAAAAGAAUACAAAUUAAUUUAAUUUUAAGUAAUCUAUGGACAUAUUUUACACUAAUUGUUCUACAUAUAUAAUUGUAUUUCAACAUUGAAGUGGACGAUGUUCAAGUUACGAUAAUCUAAUUCUAGUUAUUCAGUUUAAUAUAGUUUUAGUAAUGUGUUGUCUUUAUCAAUUAAUAAUUUUGUGAUUGUAAUUUUUCAUCUUGUAUUGUGUAGAACUAAUUUUAUUAAAUAUGAGUUUUUGGCGAGAAGCUUCUAGUGUCAUUCUUCUUACAAAAUCUUCCAAUGUUAAAAAUGUAAAAACUGUCUAUUGGGAUCAUUUCCGAAUACUUUGCAUAAAAAGAAGUGAAAAAAAUUCAUUUUUGCCAAACUAUACAGUCUUCCCUGGAGGGACUACAGAAAAAUCAGAUUCUUCACCAGAAUGGAAAGAUAUUAUUCCAGAUGUUAUGAAUUCUAAUUUAAAUUUAAAUAUUAUUGGUUUUAAUGGCAGUCCAGCUACUAAAUUUGUACCUGAUAAUGAACCGGGUUCCAUCCCCAAAGAUCUAUCAUUAAGAGUGACUGCUAUUAGAGAAACAUUUGAAGAGAGUGGUAUAUUAUUAUGCAAAAGGAUUAACUGCAACAUGGCUGAAACUUGUGCUUCUGCAAAUCAUUUAGAAAUAGAUAGUAUUGACAGAUGGAGAAAAUUAGUUCAGAAAAAAGCAUCAAAUUUUAUUGAAUUAUGUAAUCAAAACCAUUGUUAUCCAGAUGUUGGUGCUUUGCAUCUGUGGAGUAAUUGGUUGACUCCUCCACUAUUGAAAACAAAGUUUGAUACCAAAUUUUUUCUUGCUUAUAUUGAAUCUCCAGUAAAUGCAAGUCCUGAUGGUAUUGAAACAUCGCAAAUGGCAUGGAGUACACCAGAUGAAAUACUAUCAAGAUUUGUUGUUGGUGAUGAAAAACUUGUUACUCCUCAAUAUUAUGAACUAUUAAGGCUAAAACAGUUUACAUCAAUUAACAAAUUAAUUUAUUUUGCACGUGCUAGAAGUAUUGAAGGCUGUGAACAAGUAUUACCAAUGGUUAUUGCCACUAAAGAUGGUUAUCUAACAUUACUUCCAGGCGACGGAAUGUUUAAUAGUUCUAAAAAACAUAGUGAAGAGGUACAAUAUAACUUGGACAAACAUAUGCAAUGUUUUGACUCUCAUGUUAUGCAUAGACUUCAUCAUACUGAAGAAUACUUACCAAAAAAAUUAAUAAUUAAAAACUAUAUACCGAAAUGUAAACAUGUAUUGCCUUCCACAAUAUUACCCGAUCAUAAAUUAUGAUAAUUAUUUACUAAGAAAAUAUUCAAAUAAUUAUGAACAUGACAAUAUUGUGUAAUUUUAAUCUACUAUAAUAUUGUAUAUUUUUACUUCCAUAUGCAAUUAUUUAAAAUUUGAUCUCUGUUUAUUGAAUCAAGUGAACCAAAUCUCAAUUUUGUUGUUUUUAACUAUUUGUUGAAUUAUUUAUUAUAUUUUAUUUACCUAAAGUGAUGCAACGUUACUUAUAUUUUAUUGGUUACCAUAAAUAUUCUACUGUAUAUUUGAAAGUAUUAAAAAAAUUGAUUUUAAA
Messenger RNA from Sipha flava (yellow sugarcane aphid), 1920 nucleotides. Its product is annotated as nucleoside diphosphate-linked moiety X motif 19-like. The transcript is spliced from 4 exons. The record is from RefSeq and is a predicted model, not a curated record. Gene Ontology annotation, cellular component: mitochondrion. Lineage: Eukaryota; Metazoa; Arthropoda; Insecta; Hemiptera; Aphididae. Gene Ontology annotation, molecular function: hydrolase activity, acting on acid anhydrides, in phosphorus-containing anhydrides. The coding region runs from base 570 to 1634 and encodes 354 amino acids.